AUGUCCCACCUAAACGUCAGAAGCUUCGCCGAGGAUGCCAACGCUGAGCCGGGCGUCUACAGCGCAUCGAACGGCGUGGCCAUGCCGCACGCCUACGAGGCCCAGCGCGUCGGCACCGAGGGCCCGCUCCUCCUCCAGGACUUCCACCUCGUCGACCUCCUCUCGCACUUCGACCGCGAGCGCAUCCCCGAACGUGUCGUCCACGCCAAGGGAGGCGGCGCACACGGCACCUACCGCACCACCCACCCGAUCCCGGACCUCUGCUUCGCGCCCCUGUUUGCCGAGAAGACCGAGUGCCCCAUCACGGUCCGUUUCAGCACCGUCGGCGGCGAAUCCGGCUCCCCCGACUGCGCACGCGACCCCCGAGGCUUCUCUGUCAAGUUCCGGACCAAACAGGGCAACAUGGACUGGGUCUACAAUAAUACUCCAAUCUUCUUCCUCCGUGACCCCGCCAAGUUCCCGCACUUCAUCCACACUCAGAAGCGCAACCCGCAGACGAACCUGACCCACGGCGACGACUCGACGCAGUUCUGGGACUACAUGGGCCAGAACCCCGAGUCGGUGCACCAGUUCCUGUACCUGAUGGGCCCGCGCGGCAUCCCCGCCACCUGGCGCCACAUGCAGGGCUACUCUGGCCAUACGUUCAAGUUUGUCAACAAGGAGGGCAAGUGGAAGUACUGCCAGAUCCACAUCCUGUCGCAGCAGGGCACCCAGAACCUGACCAACGACGAGGCCGCCGAAAAGUCGCCCGACGAGCACCAAAAGGACUUGUUCAGCGCCAUCGAGCGGGGCGAGUACCCUAAGUGGGACGUCAAGUACCAGAUCAUGACACCCAGCGAGGCCAUCGACGCCGGCGUCAACGUCAACGACCUGACCAAGACGUGGCCCCGCGACAAGUUCCCGCUGCAGCCGCUCGGCGAGAUCAAGCUUGAUCAGAACGUGGCAAACUACUUUGCCGAGAUCGAGCAGGUGGCCUUCAACCCGGCGCACCUGGUCCCCGGCCUCGAGCCGUCCAACGACCCGGUGCUGCAGAGCCGUCUGUUCUCGUACCCGGACACGCACCGCCACCGCAUCGGCGUCAACUACCAGCAGCUGCCCGUCAACCAGCCCAACCCGGAGCACAAGCACGUCAACUUCCAGCGCGACGGCGGCAUGGCCUUCUAUAACCAGGGCCCGCGCCCCAACUACAUCUCGUCGCUGGCGCCGCCCAAGUUCCUGCAGCGCACCGUCGACCUCGACGCCGUGCACGGCGACUACGAGGGCAACGCCAUCUCUUUCCUCAGUGGUGUGUCCGAGGAGGACUUUGUGCAGCCGCGCGAGCUGUGGCGCAAGGUCUUUUCCGAAGAGGACCGCCAGAACACGAUCAAGAACAUCUCGGGCCACAUGUCGACGUGCACCGACAAGGGCAUCCUCGCCAACGCCAUCGCCGUCUGGCACCAGGUCGACGCCGACCUCGCCGCCGCCAUUGCCGAGCCGCUGGGCCUCAAGGGCAAGUACAAGACCGACCUGCGCGAGGCCGUCUUCAACGGCUCGCACAACUUCCUCGGCCGCGACGUCGGCACCAACGGCCUCAAGACCAAGGGCCCCACGGUAGCCAACAACAUCGACAAGGUCAAGGACGCCGUGUACGGCGCGCGCAAGCCCGACGGCGUCGCCAGCGUCAAUGGCCACGCCGCCAACCAUAGCACGCAGAACGUCGCCGCCAACGGCCACUGA
Pseudozyma flocculosa PF-1 is the source of this 1716-nucleotide messenger RNA. RefSeq lists its product as uncharacterized. Gene Ontology annotation, molecular function: heme binding; catalase activity. Gene Ontology annotation, cellular component: peroxisome; mitochondrion; cytoplasm. Lineage: Eukaryota; Fungi; Basidiomycota; Ustilaginomycetes; Ustilaginales; Ustilaginaceae. The record is from RefSeq and is a predicted model, not a curated record. Bases 1 to 1716 code for a protein of 571 amino acids. Gene Ontology annotation, biological process: hydrogen peroxide catabolic process; response to hydrogen peroxide. The transcript is spliced from 2 exons.